Polypterus senegalus (gray bichir) is the source of this 3838-nucleotide messenger RNA. RefSeq names its product SH3 domain containing 19 (gene sh3d19). Gene Ontology annotation, cellular component: ESCRT-0 complex. Lineage: Eukaryota; Metazoa; Chordata; Cladistia; Polypteriformes; Polypteridae. The record is from RefSeq and is a predicted model, not a curated record. Gene Ontology annotation, biological process: protein transport to vacuole involved in ubiquitin-dependent protein catabolic process via the multivesicular body sorting pathway. Gene Ontology annotation, molecular function: protein binding. The transcript has 21 exons. The coding region runs from base 219 to 3458 and encodes 1079 amino acids.
UGUUACUACGAGCGCGAAGCUUUCGUAUUCGGCACCUUUCGGCGUUCCUCGACUCGACCUGUCGCUCGGAGUUCGUGUGGUUGCCUCUCGAAGGGCUCCGCCCGGCUGCGUCUUUAUGAGGACGUUACUGACUUUUUUUUUUUAACCGUGAGCGCAGGUUGUCACUUGGGAUUUACAGUGUGCGGCUUCAUUUCUGACUGAAAGUCACCCCAGAAUUGAUGGCUGAAGCUUGGCUGGAAGAAGAAGAGGAGGAGCUGCGGGAGCUCAGGGAUUCCGGGAACAGGCGUCACAGAAGGGGACACUUGAACCCCGCGCCAGAACGAUCCGAGAGGAACAAACCAGAGCAGCGUCUUUCAAGCCAGGGACCUCUAUCUUCCAUAAGAGCCGCCAUCAAAAGAACUACAUCAACAAGAAUUGCCACACAGACAGAGCAGCAGCGAGACAGGAGGAGACCUGAGAUAACUAUUGUGUCUGCAGAACCUCUUGGACCAGCCUCUUGGAUCCAGGGUGUUCCAGGUGGCUGUCCCAGUUCGGCAGCUCUGGGAUUUCCUCCACCAGCACCAACUGUCUGGGGACCAAAUCUUCCCACUUCAGCUCAGCUUCCACCUUCGUAUGAUCAGGUUAUUAAGGAAAAAAAUCAAGAGCAGAAUUCUACCACCGCCACUAAUGCCACUCAUCGACCCUCCACUGCUACUAUAGCCACCCAGACCGAGCCGGACGAAAACCCAGGGACCACCUCCUCGGAAAGCAAUGUGAUUAACGUGGUUGAUCACGGCGAGCCUUUCUCUGCUUCAGGAAGGCUGUCCAAACCGCUAAGACCUUCUUUACUACCAUCAGCAGUGCAAAAACCUUUGGCUGUUCCACAGGAAUCUUCACUGACAGUUCCCAUCCCAAAUGACUCUUCAUUGACUGAUAAUCCUACAGAAUUAACUAACAGCCAGGCUGUGCUUGACCCUGCCAGCCUUCCAGAAGUUUCUAGCCAUUGUGAAUCAGUAGAACCACCAGACAAGCAGGAGGUGGUAGUUAGGCGCCCAGUGCCAAGACCUCGGUCGAUGAUCAAUUUAAAAAGCCAUGCCAAAAUAGAACAAGUACCAGUGCUGGUUGAGGUGAACGAAAAGAGCAGUUCUUGUACGCAAGACAACAUCCUCUUGACACAAAAUAAACACUUACAGGACUUAUUGGAGGUAUUUGGCCCAGAGGCCCAAUUUGAUCCAAACAUGAGUACCCAUGAGAGCCAGAGAAAUAUCCGAGCUAAAAUACAAGCUUUUGAGUCUCAAGCCAACCUUGAAGUGGGUACCAGCGAUCUUUCAAACCGACCAGAAAUUGCUCCUCGUACUUUUGUUCCAAAGCCACCAGUUACAACAGCUAAGCCAUCUAUUGCUCCUAAACCAAGUGCGCGAGCCUCGGAGGAAAUCCCACCUUGGAAAGAGACAAAAUCUAUAAUGGCUCCCUGGGAAGAACCUGCUUUAGUGCUUCCAAAGAUGGAGGAUAGAGAAGCAUCCUUUAGCUGCAAACCAGAACUUCCAAAGAAACCUAAAUCCCAAAUCUUUGCCACUGGGUCCACCAAUGGGAAUGAUUUUCUUGAAAACAGACAGCAGGAAGAAAGGAAAUUCCCAGUGCCUGCACCAAGACCAGUUGUUCUUAAAAAGCCAGAAAGUAAAAACUCCUUGGCAUCUCAGCAACAAGCUGUAGUGAUCCCGGCACCUAGGAUGUCUGUGCUUGCCAGAGCGAAAAACUUUCAGGCUAUUGAGGAGGGUCCUGCAGCACGGACAAGAUCAAGUUCUGAUCUGAUAAGCUUUGAUGAUGACAACUGUGGCUUGGUGACUUCGGCUGUGAAGAAUGGUGUAGAAAGUAGAAUUUCCAACACUGGAGAUUUUAACUUCACUGAAGCAGAAAGCAUAGCCGAUACUCAGGCACAGCAAAAAGUUUUUCGUAAACCAACAGUGAUAAGAAUACCCAGCAAACCAAAUGGAACAGAUGCAGACGAUCAGGCUCCUCCACCACUCCCAACUCAGAGACCCAUUGGUGCGUUUUCUGCUAGCAUUCCCAGAAAACCUGAUAUUCCCUCCAAGGUACGAGAAGAGGAGGACAAUUCGUUUGAUACACCAGUUCGUCCCAGGCUUAAGGGGCCAAAGGUCCUACCCUUUCGACCACCACCACCAAAGGGUGCUCCUGCACGGCCUCCUCCUCCUAAGACUUCGGCGCCAAUGCGACGCUCUUCCUCUGAAACGAUGUUUAACAGACCGUCAUCUACACGGCCGCAAAGCUUAAUGUUGACGAAAAAGGGACCAUCACUGCCACCGAGGCCUGCCCCUGGCCAUCCUCUCUACACAAAUUACACACUUGCUUUACCACAUGGAGUUGCAGAACGGGACCACCAUUCAAGAAUUCCAGGAGAGCUUUCUUUUCAGAAAAAAGAAGUUCUGGUGCUGCUGCAGCAGAUUGACAGCAAUUACUUUGAGUGUCAAGUGGGAGACAAAAAGGGAAAAGUCCACAAGUCGCAUAUGAAGAUAAUCACCCCCUUGAAGUCGGAGGAAAGCAACAGAAGAUAUUCACAGGGAUCCUAUUCUGAUGGCAUGGACUAUCAGUACCAGGGGCAGCAAGCUGAAGUCCUGCAUGACUUCAUUUCCGAACAACCAGAUGACUUAACCCUGAAGACUGGAGACACGGUGUCCAUAUUGGGGAAAAUUGAUAAUGAUUGGUUCAGUGGGACAUGUCGGGGUCGAACUGGAAUCUUCCCAGUCAGCUUUGUGAGAGUAAUUGCUGAUAAUCCCGGAACGGCAAAGAGAAAAAGCUUCAGCUCCUCUUCAGCCUUCAUCAGCGGUCCAAGAUGCAAGGCUCGUUUUGAUUUUGAAGGUGAACAGGCGGACGAGUUGACUCUCGCAGAAGGCGACGUCAUCAAGCUGCAUGAGUACGUGGACGAGGAAUGGGCCAAAGGAGAGCUGCGAGGCCAAAUCGGGAUCUUCCCACUGAACUAUGUGGAAAUUAUUGAGGAUCUGCCUUCAUCUUCACAGAGCAAAAGCACCAGUUCAGGUGUCUUUGUGCUACCGAAGUCAAAGCAAGAAUCCAUCAAAAAAGAACAACUGGACCAGCAAUGGUGUGUUGCAGUUUAUGACUUCAUAGGCCAGUCUGACGAGGACCUCACCUUCUACAAGGGCGACUGCAUCCAGAUCAUAGAGCACAUUGACUCGGAAUGGCUUCGAGGGAGACUCGGUGGCAAGGAGGGCAUCUUCCCAGCAGUGUUUGUGGAGUACACUAAAGGACCAGAUGGCGGUGAGAGUGGAAAGCCCAGACGUGCCAAAGCGCUCUUUGACUUCAUGGCGGAGGACGACGAGGAGCUCUCUUUCAGGGCUGGUGACAUCAUUGCUGCAGUGGAGGCCGUGGAUGGCGAGUGGUUCUCAGGCCAGCUGCAUGGUAAAACUGGUUUGUUUCCAAAGAACUACGUUACUUUGCUAUAAAGACUGGCAGUGACCCCCCGACAUCCUGCACAAGAGGACUUGACAGGAUGGAGUGGCGGCCAAAACACACACGAGCUGUGCAAUAAUUUCCCUUUGCUGCUUACCCUGACCGUGCCUUGAGUGAAUUGCUGACAAAGUGCCUUACAAAACCAAAGUCUUGAUGAAAGCUGGUCUUCACAAUGCCUUUCGACUUCACCCCACCCCUUGCUGAGUUAGGACAGUAUUUCAGAAACUGCUUGGCACUUGUAAAUACCCAACUCAACACUAAAGCAAAAUGAAAAGUGUGCAAAUGAGUAUCUGGCUGUAUUUUUAAGUGGUUGUUGUACUUCACAUUUUUAUGUCAUUUUUUUAACUCAAUAAAGGAUAUGUCAAGAUGUAAA